GUUUGAUGCUUGGCUAUGUAACUUAAUCGUAGCUUUACGAUAUGAACUUCUAGUUCCGAUUGUCAGAUUGUCAUAGUCUCACGGGAGCAUAGUUUGUUACUGUUUUAUUUUGAUUUUAUGCCUAAAUAAAAUGCCAAUAACUGGGGGUAUUGCAGCACCAAAAAUUAUACCAUUAAAGUCAGAAGAUAAAGAAACAUUACAAGGUUGCAUUGAUACCCAAACGUUUAUUGAAAUUGUAUCAGGUAAUAAAAUUAUUAGUUAGAUUGUGGAUAACGAUAUGCCUCUACGUGUUUGAAAGUCAGUAAUAUCAGGUGAAACUACAGCCCUGAAUCAACCGGACCUCGUGAUUAUCUCAAAAUAAAUAAACGGUGCUUGAUAGUUAUAUUUAUAAUAAUUUGAUUAAAACUUGAGGUAUUUUGCAAACUCUGGUUUAGAUUUCAAGAAGACGUGGUUGUAAAACGCUAAGAUUAAAUGCAUAUUACGGUUUACGAAAUUAAACGACAAAACUCUUAUAAUCAAUAAAGUAUAGUGACCGAACAAUGUUCGGUCAUUUAAACGCAUUUUAGUCCGCUAUUCAUAGAACUUGGUACAAACAUUUACUAAUCAAAGUUUUCAUAACUCGUUUUGGCCCACUGAAGAAAAGUUAGGAGGGUGAGAAGUGUUGAAAGUAAAAUAUCAACUGUAGAGUUGAACCUGAUAAUGAUGAACCUAUUUCAAAAUGAAUUAAUGGUAUCAUACAAUAAGGGAUAUAAAAUGACAUCAAGCUCAGUUUUUAGCGAAAGAUAAUGAAUACAUUCAAGUGCACUAGGCGAACUAAUUUGAAGUCAUAUUACCUUAAUUUGACAAUUAUCAUCCACGAUUUCAUGCUGAAACUGACCCAAAAGUUCUCAUCGGUCGAUAUCAGUCAGUUUUUUAGUUAUUUUUCUCAUUGACUGAUGCCAUUUCUUAUAGUGAGCAUUCAAACCCAUUAUAUCAAACUACAUAGUUAACGAUUGUUGAUAUCUUGUUAAGAUCACUAGUAUAUAGUUUAUUAAAAUUCAGGUUACUUAAAAAGUAACUUCACUGAUAAAUUAACCGUUUAUUGUCUUUAAAUCUGUGGUUUAAUAAAUUAUAAAUCUUCCCACUUCAGCUCUAUUACAACCACAAUUGCAUUUAUUCGAUAAAUUUUAAAAUUUGGUUUGCAAGAUACUGUUGCGAAAUUUGUUUUAAAUUUUAACUAAACACUUGAUGAAUUUUAUGAACUCAUGACCAUUCUCGUUUUUUUCAUGCCUUCACAUAAAACCGUUAUUAUAGAUACACCAAACGCACGACUAUAUUUCACAACAAAUGGAAAAAAUCCUAACCCAUGGAAGAGAAAAGUUGAUGGUCGUGAAGUGACUUUUGUGUAUAAAGCUCCAUUCGCCCUUCGUCCUGGUAAAAGAGUUGUUAAAGCAAUAGCUGUUCACAGUGUAACAAAUGUGGAAAGUCAUACUGUCACACGAAAAUUUAGAGUUAUAGAUAGUGGUAAUAAAGAUAAACGGCUUCACAAUGGAGAUAAACCUACUGGCAUGGAAAGUGAUGAAGAAAAUUUAUCAAGUGAUGCUUUGGAAAUGCUUGAUAAUUACGAUGAUGAUGAUAACGAUGGUGUAAAUGGUAAUGUUUAUAGUCCAGCUAUAAUACGAAAAGUAAGUUAUAUUUUUCAAUUAUGACUAAUUCACAAUGCACAUCACUGACUGAGCUUACUUAAACAAUCAGUCAAAACUAGGAAACAAUGAACGGCUAUUUUUUUCUAGUAUGGGACUUUUAAGCGGUGUACAUCCAUGAACCCGCCUGGGAUUGUACUCAAGAUGUGUAGAUCUUGUGACGUGUGCUUGACAUUUAGAUCAUUGAACUGUUAUGUUCUGACUGGGGCGAGACAUGUAAAUCAUUUGAAGGUGGAUGAGUGAUCUGACGGUUAAGCCUUUACUACGAGGUUCAGAGAUCCUGGGUUCUAUCCCCAACGGGUUAGUGGAUGUGCAUAAUAGGACGAAAUAGCUGUUCAUUGUUUCUUGGUUUUUACUAAUUGUCUAAUGUCAGUCAGUGAUGUUAACUAUGAAAUUCAACACUUUACAAACCUUCUAUCCUAUAACCAAUUCAUUUUUUGUUGUAUUUUACUAGCAAAAUGAUGACUACACAGAUGAUGUAAUUGAAAACUUUAUGCGUAGAAAUGCAGAUCAAGGUUUUGCAGCUACAAAUCAUUCAGGUACACAAAUUAAUCUAUGGGGUCAAAUGCCAGGUUUGAAUUGGGAUAUACGUACAUCGAAUUCAAGUAAUAUUUCUGGUUCAUAUCCAAUGCUUAAUAAUAAUACAAUACCAUAUUGGUCUACACAACCAUCAAUAAAUAUGGAAAAUUUUGUAAGUCCACAACAAUUAAGCGCAAUAGCAAAUCAUCUUACACAAUGUAUUGAUCAAACACGUCAUAUGACUGUGACAGAAGUUCGAGAACUUAUGAAACAAGUAACAGAGAAAAUGACACCAAGACAAAAUGAUUCUGUUAAUUCUAUAAAUCAGUCAUUAUCAACAAUAAGUCAAGGAAUGGGUAAUAUAAAUGAACAAAUUGAACAUGUAAAAUAUCAUUUAAUUGAAUACAUAAAACGAGAUAAGGUAUUUGCAGGACUUUUAUCACAAGCUAAAAUUGGUAAUGUAAUCUCUGCAGAUUUCGAUGAAAAUGAAGAUAGCUACUUAUUAACAAUCCAUCUUGAUAAACCAAUUAAAGCUAAAAAACCCCAUAGAGAUUCUCAAGAUUCAGGAAAAAAAUCAAAUCAAAAUAAAUCAAUGGGACCGCCUAAAACACCAACACCUAACAGACCAAGUUCCCUUAACAAAGAAAAUAUUCCUUAUUCACCAGAAAAGACAAGUCAAAAAGACGAUAAUACUGAAGAUACUAAGUCGGGUUCUGUUGAUAUAUCUACACAUGAUCAGUACCGUGAUGUGGAAGAAUACCCACUCGAACCAACUUUAAAACCAUCAGCUAAUUUUGAUGUUGAUAAAGAUUGUGAACAAUUACAUCAAGCUAUGGCUGGAAUGGGAACUAAUGAAAAAUCACUAAUUGAAGUGAUGGGUCAUCGAUCUUCUGAACAACGAGUAACUAUAACACAAAAAUAUAAAUCAAUGUAUGGUAAAGAUUUAACCUCAAAAUCUAAGUCAGAAUUAAGUGGAAGUUUUUAUGAUUGUAUGGAAGCUUUAUGUUAUUCACCAAUUGAAUUUGAUGCACGUGAACUGCGUAGAUCAGUGAAAGGAGCUGGUACGGAUGAAGAUGCUUUAAUUGAAAUUUUAUGCUCUAGAACAAAUGCACAAAUUAAGCAAAUUAAAGAGACUUAUUCUAAAAUAUUCCCAAAUCGUGAUUUAGAGAAUGAUGUAAAAAGUGAUACAUCACGUCAUUUUAAACGUGUAUGUGUUGCUCUAUUACAAGGUGAUAGAGAUGAAUCAUUAAAAGUAGAUAUGGAACUUGUUCGUAAAGAUGCAGAAAAUUUAUAUAGAGCAGGUGAACAAAAAUUAGGGACAGAUGAAUCAAGGUUUGUUCAAAUAUUGGUCUCACGGUCAUUUGCUCAUUUACGUUUAUUAUUCGAAGAAUAUUCAACUAUUGGUAAGAAGAAUAUUGAAGAUACUUUAAAGUCAGAAAUGCAUGGUGAUACACUUCGAGCAUUUUUAUCUAUCGUUUCUUGUAUUAAAAAUAAACCGAAAUAUUUUGCUGAGAAAUUAGAAAAAUCAAUGAAACGAUUAGGAACUGAUAAUAGAACACUUAUACGUAUUAUUGUAUCACGUUGUGAAGUUGAUUUAGGCAUAAUUAAAAAAGAAUUCUUAAGUUUAACUGGUAAAACAUUAGAAUCUUAUAUACAUGAUGAAACAAGCGGUGAUUUACGUCUAAUACUAUUAGCUUUGGUGGGAGCAUAAAACUUGGUCGUUGUUAGCACAAUGAGAUAAAUCUAUCAUUUUACAUCUAUCAAACAAAAGGCUGUGAUUAAUUUUUCCUUCAAUAUAUUCAUCAACUUAAUCUGUGAUCUAAAAAGAAACCGUAAAUCAAUAUAAAUUUUCUUUUUUCGAAAAUUUUAUUUUAAUAUCACACCAGGGGUUUUACAAAAAAAGUAUUAUAUUCUUUUAACUACUUAUAUUUUAAUUAGUAGUAAUUUAUUAUCCGAACAAUUUAUUUUGUCAAAUCUUUCAAACAAUUGCUGUCGAUAAAAUCUCAAACAAUGUAAAAAUAAAUGUCAACUUAUCC
Schistosoma guineensis is the source of this 4237-nucleotide messenger RNA. Lineage: Eukaryota; Metazoa; Platyhelminthes; Trematoda; Strigeidida; Schistosomatidae. The record is from the annotation of a GenBank genome assembly.